CCUCGUUCAUAAGCACCCCACAACCCCACCCGCACACCACACAUCAUCCUGAAAGCAAAAGCAAGAGAGAGAAAAAAGAAGGCUGGAAAAGAAGCUCUCGAUAAAGAGGAGAAUUCAAGAAGGAAGAAGGGUUUUCUGUGCAACCCUUGGAGAAAAAUGACUCAAACUCAGAGGACACUAGAGAGCCAACUCUCUCUCACACAAUCUGUCCAGAUAUCAGGAAGUCUGAGUUUCAAUGGAACCUUAUCAAAAGAAGACGAAGAGAUGACCAAAUCUGCACUUUCCACUUUUAGGGCUAAGGAGGAGGAGAUUGAGAAGAAGAAGCUUGAGGUCAAAGAGAGAGUUCAAGCACAGUUGGGUCGUAUUGAAGAAGAAACUAAGCGUUUGGCUACAAUCCGUGAGGAACUAGAGGCGCUAGCGGAUCCGAUGAAGAAAGAAGUUGCGGUUGUUAGGAAGAAAAUUGAUACCGUGAACAAGGAAUUAAAACCACUUGGACAGACUUGCCAGAAGAAGGAAAAAGAGUACAAAGAAGCUCUCGAGGCUUUCAAUGAUAAGAACAAGGAAAAAGUGCAGCUGAUUACUAGAUUGAUGGAGAAUAUGCAGCUGGUUAGUGAAAGUGAGAAAUUGAGGAUGAAGAAGUUGGAGGAGCUGAGCAAAAACAUAGAGACAGUGAACAUAGCCUAAUUUUCACAACUAGUUAGAUUUGCGUGAUGUAUGUAAGCAUGAAAUUUCUAUUUAUAUGUGUUGUUUUUUGUGGGUUUGGUUGUAUUCUAUGGUUUUUCUUGUUUGUUUGUUUAGUUUUCGAAGGAAGGUUUCUAGUUUUAGGAAGACAAAUUUCCACUAUAAACUGAUUUGUAACUAAAACGGGUCUCACGUACGAAUUCUUCUAAUCUAGUGUUCCUUUUCUGUGUACU
Molecule: messenger RNA, 914 nt
Organism: Olea europaea var. sylvestris
Lineage: Eukaryota; Viridiplantae; Streptophyta; Magnoliopsida; Lamiales; Oleaceae
Exons: 4
Coding region: 157-684 (175 amino acids)
Source: RefSeq, a predicted model, not a curated record